Molecule: messenger RNA, 717 nt
Organism: Phlebotomus papatasi
Lineage: Eukaryota; Metazoa; Arthropoda; Insecta; Diptera; Psychodidae
Exons: 3
Coding region: 96-614 (172 amino acids)
Source: RefSeq, a predicted model, not a curated record
GUGUGCAUUUCUCUAUUCAUCUCUCUUGACUCAUACUGAACAAAAAUCCAUCCCAUCCACAAAAAGGAUGUACCUUGGAGGAUCAAUUACGUGCCAUGAAAAAGCGCCUCGCAGAGAUUGCAGCUAUUCCUAUUCAGAUUCAAGCUACUUUGGACAAUGUCACGAAGACAAUGGAAAAUCUCUUACCACUAUCUCCAGAGAUUAGUGAGAAUGAGAGUGAUUACGGGUAUGAAGAGAUUGAGCAGUAUGAUGAUUCCUAUCGUUUCGACAAAAAGGAAGUUGAGGAUACUGCAUCGGAUAAAACCGAUGAGGAUCAAUCUGAUUUAGAGGAUGAUGUUGAGGAGGAAGCUGCGGCUGUCUCAUCUGCCUCAAUCUCAGAAACAUGUGACAAUGAGCCGGAAUCUGGAUGUGUAUCUGCUACACCUGAAGAUCUUCAACGUUCAGAUAGUGUCUGGAGCUCUUGGCCAUGGCAGGAGCAACCCAAGUCUGUUCCUCGGAGAUCCAAUUGCCACUUGGUGCCCAGAACUAGCAUGAUUCAAAACAGGAUAAAGCAACUGAAUGAGAAGCAAGUGUUAGCUCCGUACACGAGAAAUGAACAAAAUGUGGGAAACUAAUCCUGUAUCUUCUGCAGCACAUUUAUACAUCUAUUUUAUGUUUGUACGAAUUUAUUUUGUUUGAAAUUAUUGUGAGAAAUUAUAAUAAAUUUAUUGAUUAACA